This is a messenger RNA of Misgurnus anguillicaudatus (oriental weatherfish), 4864 nucleotides long. It is a transcript of the gene cand1, whose product is annotated as cullin-associated and neddylation-dissociated 1. Gene Ontology annotation, biological process: SCF complex assembly. The record is from RefSeq and is a predicted model, not a curated record. Lineage: Eukaryota; Metazoa; Chordata; Actinopteri; Cypriniformes; Cobitidae.
CCAGUCGCAGCUCCUCCCUCCUGCAGAAGCGAGCGGCACCUCCAUUCAAGCCCAUCCAAACUCAAGGCAUGAGCGUCUGCUCUCUUCCGUAGAGCUGCUGCUGAUCACCUGCCUGGAAAAACAAACCUUAAACCCCUUCAAACCUCCGAUAAGUGGCGGACUAAACAAUUCUGGCCCCAAACAUACACACAAGUGGUUCACCUGAUCGCAAACAUGGCGAGUGCCUCCUACCACAUCUCUAAUCUUUUGGAGAAAAUGACAUCCAGCGAUAAGGAUUUCAGAUUCAUGGCCACCAAUGACUUGAUGUCCGAGCUGCAGAAGGACUCCAUAAAGUUGGAUGAUGAUAGCGAACGAAAGGUGGUCAAGAUGAUCCUAAAACUACUUGAGGACAAAAACGGAGAAGUUCAGAAUCUGGCUGUAAAAUGUCUGGGUCCACUUGUCAGCAAAGUGAAAGAAUACCAGGUUGAAACCAUCGUCGAUACGUUGUGCACAAACAUGUUAUCAGAUAAGGAGCAGCUUCGGGAUAUUUCCAGUAUCGGCCUCAAGACAGUGAUUGGAGAGCUCCCUCCUGCAUCAAGCGGCUCGGCUCUUGCUGCUAGCGUUUGCAAAAAGAUUACAGGUCGCCUCACAAGUGCCAUCGCCAAGCAGGAAGACGUCUCGGUUCAGCUGGAGGCAUUGGACAUCAUGGCAGACAUGUUGUGCAGACAAGGAGGACUCUUGGUGAAUUUUCAUCCUUCAAUCCUGAGCUGCCUGCUGCCUCAGUUGACAAGUCCACGUCUGGCUGUGAGAAAGAGGACCAUCAUCGCCCUAGGACAUCUGGUGAUAAGCUGCGGAAACCUGGUCUUCGUUGACCUCAUCGAGCACUUGCUGUCCGAGCUCUCGCGCAACGAGUCUAUGUCGACUACACGCACUUACAUCCAAUGCAUCGCCGCCAUCAGCAGACAGGCUGGCCACAGAAUCGGUGAAUACUUGGAGAAGAUCAUCCCAUUGGUGGUGAAGUUCUGCAACGUUGAUGAUGAUGAACUGAGGGAAUACUGCAUCCAAGCCUUUGAAUCUUUCGUGAGGAGGUGUCCAAAAGAAGUCUACCCACACGUCCCGACAGUCAUUAGCAUCUGUCUGAAGUACCUGACUUAUGACCCCAACUACAAUUACGAUGACGAGGAUGAAGAUGAGAACGCAAUGGAUGCCGACGGCAUAGAUGAAGAUUACCAAGGAAGUGACGAUGAGUACAGCGAUGACGACGACAUGAGUUGGAAAGUGAGGAGAGCGGCAGCCAAGUGUCUGGAUGCCGUGGUGAGCACACGACACGAGAUGCUACCCGAGUUCUACCGCACCGUUUCGCCAGCCCUCAUCGCCCGCUUCAAAGAACGAGAAGAAAACGUCAAAGCAGAUGUUUUCCACGCCUACCUGUCCCUGCUCAAGCAGACACGGCCGGCCCAGAGUUGGCUGUGUGACCCGGAUGCUAUGGAACAGGGGGAAACUCCUCUCACAAUGCUUCAAAACCAGCAGGUCUCCAUGAUAGUGAAAGCGUUGCACAAACAGAUGAAGGAGAAGAGUGUUAAGACCAGGCAGUGCUGCUUCAACAUGCUGACAGAACUGGUAAACGUGCUGCCGGGAGCUCUGACGCAGCAUAUUCCCGUUCUCAUCCCAGGAAUCAUCUUUUCUCUCAACGACAAGUCGAGCUCUUCAAACCUGAAGAUAGAUGCUCUGUCCUGCUUGUACGUGAUCCUGUGCAACCAUCAGCCUCAAGUCUUCCACCCCCACGUUCAGGCUAUAGUGCCUCCGGUAGUCGCCUGUGUAGGUGAUCCCUUUUAUAAGAUCACCUCCGAAGCCUUACUGGUCACCCAGCAGUUAGUCAAAGUCAUCAGGCCCCUCGAUCAAACCGAUGCUUUCGACGCAUCGCCCUACAUCUCCGACCUCUUCGCCUGCACCAUCAAAAGGCUGAAAGCUGCAGAUAUCGACCAGGAAGUCAAGGAGCGAGCCAUUUCAUGUAUGGGCCAGAUUAUUUGCAACUUCGGCGAUAGCCUCGGUGCAGAUCUACCAGGCACUCUUCACAUCUUCCUGGAGCGUCUGAAGAACGAGAUAACGAGGCUGACCACCGUCAAAGCUCUGACCCUCAUCGCCGGGUCACCGCUAAAGAUCAACUUGAGGCCCAUCUUGGGCGAAGCCGUUCCCAUCCUAGCCUCGUUCUUGCGUAAGAACCAGCGAGCUUUAAAACUAAGCACCCUGGCUGCCCUGGACAUACUAGUGAAGAACUACAGCGACAGCGUAACGCCGGCCAUGAUCGAUGCCGUGCUGGCCGAGCUGCCUCCUCUUAUCAAUGAAAGCGACAUGCAUGUCUCCCAGAUGGCUAUUAGCUUCCUGACCACGCUCGCACGGGUGCACCCAGACUCGCUUUCUAAGAUCAGCGGCUCCAUCUUGGCCGAGCUCAUAGCUUUGGUUCGUUCGCCAUUGCUGCAAGGCGGUGCCCUCAGCGCCAUGCUGGAGUUCUUCCAGGCGCUCGUAGGUACAGGAACUGCCAGUUUGGGGUACAUGGAUUUGCUGCGUAUGCUAACAGGUCCCGUAUACGCCCAGAGCGCGGCCCUUACCCACAAACAAUCCUACUAUUCGAUCGCAAAGUGCGUGGCCGCACUGACUCGCGCUUGCCCCAAAGAGGGACCUGCGGUGGUGGGCCAGUUCAUCCAAGACGUGAAGAACUCGCGCUCCACCGACUCCAUCCGUCUGCUGGCUCUGCUUUCGCUGGGAGAGGUCGGCCAUUACGUCGAUCUCAGCGGACAGCCGGAGCUGAAAACAGUCAUCCUGGAUGCGUUCUCUUCGGCAAGCGAAGAGGUGAAAUCGGCGGCCUCGUACGCAUUAGGUAGCAUCAGCGUGGGAAACCUACCCGAGUACCUGCCCUUUGUACUGCAGGAGAUUUCUGGCCAGCCCAAGCGACAGUACCUGCUGUUACACUCAUUGAAGGAAAUCAUCAGCUCGGCUUCGGUGGCAGGCCUCAAACCGUACGUGGAAAGCGUUUGGACGCUGCUGCUCAAACACAGCGAGUGCACAGAAGAAGGCACGAGGAACGUGGUAGCCGAAUGCCUGGGAAAGUUAACGCUCAUCGACCCAGAGACCCUUCUGCCCAGGCUUAAGGGAUAUCUGUUAUCAGGAUCAUCCUACGCCAGGAGCUCAGUAGUCACGGCUGUUAAAUUCACUAUCUCUGAUCAUCCUCAGACGAUUGACCCCCUUCUUAAAAAUUGCAUAGGUGAUUUCUUGAAGACAUUGGAAGAUCCAGACCUCAACGUACGAAGAGUGGCUUUAGUCACCUUUAACUCGGCAGCGCAUAACAAACCCUCUCUUAUUCGGGACCUGUUGGACACGGUUCUGCCUCAUUUGUACAAUGAGACCAAAGUGCGCAAGGAACUCAUCAGAGAGGUUGAAAUGGGUCCGUUCAAACACACGGUGGACGAUGGUCUAGACAUCCGGAAAGCUGCGUUUGAAUGCAUGUACACUCUGUUAGACAGCUGCCUUGAUAGACUCGACAUCUUCGAAUUCUUAAAUCACGUGGAAGACGGACUAAAGGACCAUUACGAUAUUAAGAUGCUGACGUUUCUUAUGCUGGCCAGAUUAUCAUCUCUGUGUCCUAGUGCGGUGCUACAGAGGUUGGACAGACUCGUAGAGCCUCUACGGGCAACGUGCACCACAAAGGUAAAGGCGAACUCUGUAAAGCAAGAGUUUGAGAAACAAGACGAGCUCAAGCGGUCGGCCAUGCGUGCGGUGGUAGCUCUGCUAACCAUCCCAGAAGCGGAGAAAAGCCCCCUGAUGAGCGAGUUCCAGUCUCAGAUCAGCUCCAAUCCCGAGCUAGCCGCCAUCUUUGACAGCAUCCAGAGGGACUCCUCCAGCGCCAACAUGGAAUCCAUGGACACCAGUUAAGCGUCCGCACCAAUCAACGCCGCUCCCAAAAAAUCCAGCCCCUGGGGACCCUUGUAUUGUUCCAUGCAUUGCACUGAAUCCAGAAUAGGAGGAAAAGAAAAAUGUAAAAUUAAAAAAAUGAGAAAAACUUACUAAAGGACAGACAUUUAUUCUCUUAAGCUUCGAAGCUUAUUACCACAUGAUUUGUUUUUUUUAUAAGCGACAGGAAAUCGCUUCAUUGUUUUCCAUUCCUCACCUUUUUUUUUUGUAAUUUUCAUAAUUCCAGAGGAUCCAUACGUACCUCCACAUGCACGCGGCUUUCGGAAGUGUGGCGCUGAGGGACCGAUCAUCUGAAAUGAGUUGAUUGUGUAAAAGUGGACCGCAGUAUUUGUGUUAAUAUGGGAGAUUUAUCCUUUGCAUUUCUAGACUGCAGACCAAUCAAGUUGGGAUCCACGGGGGAAACGAUAGCACUCGAUGGGCUUGAAUGAUUUCAGGACCAUUUGCUUAUCAAACUAGUUAGGUUUUUGUACGAUUUAAACAUCAUCUCUUUUUACCGUCGGCAAAUACAGAGCAAAAUAGGAAUAUUAUCCCGAAGAGGUGUUGAAUAAUUAAGAGUACUUUAUUUUUUCUUCAUCACAUUUCAUUACAUUCCCGCCGUUUGCAAAAUUUCGAGUCAUUGGCAUGCGUCACACCUCCAGAUAAACGAGAAUUCAGCUGCACACAGUUUGCAUAACCUUUUUCUUUUUUACUUGUUGACAGUUUAGUUUGGCUCAAGCAUUUAGAGGUGAAAUGACAUCAAACAUUGUUAUGAGAAAAUAUUUGCCCUGUAUGGAACGCACAUAUGUGAAUAAAAUAUUCUCUCUUCAGGUGCUAGACUGUAUUCUGAUGUCGUAAGGGUGUUGCUCUCGCGCUAUUUACAUCCGUUGGGUUGCUUUAAAGAGAAUAGAUCACCCAAAAAUAAAAAUUCUGUCAUGUU